AUGAAUGCCCUCACAAGUGACGGUCUUUUGGUAACCGUUGUUGUAAGAGCAGAGGAAAGCCUAUUAACACAAGGGAAUAAAGAUGGAUUUUCCUUUGCAAACUUUAAAAAGUACGAAAACGCUGGACUUUCAGGAACUCCUUUGAAAACGCUCGGUGUAAAAACUCUCGAAGAGUGUCUUGUGGAAUGUACUACUAUAUCAACUUGCUUGUCGCUCAACAUCAACAAAACAACAGAUGCUCAAGGUUUCUCCGAGUGUGUACUGUUCGACCUUGGCCAGUAUGGAAACAACACAAAUAUAACCGCAGUUAAAGGAGUAGACUAUUAUACCAUCCCGACAAAGUGUGACGAGAAACCAUGYUUUCACAAUGGAAGAUGUAUCCCUGUCUAUCAGUCGUACGACAGCUAUAACUGUGAAUGUCUUCCGGGAACCAGAGGAGCACGUUGUGAAAUCAAGGAUUUCAACCGCUGCGCAGACCGUAACGCCGCUGGCUACAAGGAAAGUGGUUUCUAUAAAAUCAAAGCUCCUGAUGCCGCACAACUGUCAGUAUACUGUAGCCAAGAUAACGAAACUGGAUGGACCAUGGUAUUUAAAGCGGUCAGCGGUGUAGCUUUGUCACAGGGACCUGCUAAGUUAUGGACAUCAAGCUCUUUACUAGAUGAAACUCCAUUGGAUCACUUGAGCCGAAAACAUUACAAAAACCGUCUGGUAGAACAAUGGGAAGCAUUUAAGCCAGUCAAGGUGCGACUUUCACUUUACAGGAAGUCUCAAGAAGUAUUGAGGUUGGUUUUCAAUGGUGUGGGGUCCAACAAAACCAGCUGGUUUACUGUCAAAAAUGUGCUGUCCAGUCCAUGGACAGGUCUUCACUCUCAACCCAAAAGCUUUUUUUCCAUUAGCGGCGAUGAUAGGCCCGGUAUGCUUCGUCGUACCUUCAUCAUCAAUAGCGAAAACAUAUCAUGUGAAGAAGACCUUGGCUGGAUGUUGAUGGUUGAGCUUGGCYAUUGUGUUUGGGCUAAAAAUGUCACUGCAUUUUCGAUUUUUUUCUCACCAGGCCCAUCAAGGCUGAAAUAUUCAGAAAAAGAAUCCAUUGACAGUGUAGCGGAUAUGAUGGUCAUCUACUUACUUUAA
Exaiptasia diaphana is the source of this 1128-nucleotide messenger RNA. RefSeq lists its product as uncharacterized. The transcript has 7 exons. Lineage: Eukaryota; Metazoa; Cnidaria; Anthozoa; Actiniaria; Aiptasiidae. The record is from RefSeq and is a predicted model, not a curated record. The coding region runs from base 1 to 1128 and encodes 375 amino acids.